Hordeum vulgare subsp. vulgare (domesticated barley) is the source of this 2089-nucleotide messenger RNA. Its product is annotated as 3-ketoacyl-CoA synthase 4-like. Bases 427 to 1893 code for a protein of 488 amino acids. Lineage: Eukaryota; Viridiplantae; Streptophyta; Magnoliopsida; Poales; Poaceae. Gene Ontology annotation, biological process: fatty acid biosynthetic process. The record is from RefSeq and is a predicted model, not a curated record. Gene Ontology annotation, cellular component: membrane. The transcript has a single exon. Gene Ontology annotation, molecular function: acyltransferase activity, transferring groups other than amino-acyl groups.
UUACAUGCACGGGGACCGUGCGCCAUGCAUGACUCAUACUCAGUCGAGUCAGGAUUUUUGGCUCCGCUACAUUUAUCCCUUGAUUAACGCCUCUGCGCGUACCUACGUGGUGAGCAGUGACCACGAAACAGUGAUUCCAAGGUUGAAAUCUCGUUUCGCUAGUUGCAGAUUUCGCUCCCUCCCGGAUCAUGGUCUGGUCGUGAACUCAAGGGACGGACGCCGCAAUAAACCCCCCUGACCUGAGCCCAUUGGUAGGUGCACCAGUGUCGCCUCGCCAAGUUGCCACUGGCCUCAGCCGUCCAUGGCGACCGAGUCGUUGGCCUGCUCUGAACCCCUAUAAAACCCUCCAUUCGCUCCACAGUCGACACACACGCACACUGAAGCCAAGCCAGCUUAGCCGGGCCGGACACCCACGACGGCAUCGGCAUGGCCAUGGACAUAGCGCACAAGGACCACCUCCUGGCGGCCUACCACGGCCUCCUCGGCGCCACGGCACUCCUCGUCUGCGUGGUCGCCGAGGCCCUCGUCUUCGCGCUGCGGCGGAGCUUCACGCUCUACCUUGUCCCCGUCUCCGCGAUGCUGCUCCUCGGCCGCUACCGCCGCCGCGCCGCCGGCGGCGCGGGCGUCCGCGUCGGGCUCGUCGACUUCUCCUGCCUCAAGCCGCCUCGCCGGCUGCGGCUGCCCCUGGCCGGCCUGCUGGAGCACAUGGAGCUCGGCGGCUUCUUCGACAGCGGCAGCAUCGAGUUCAUGACCAAGGCCAUCCGGUCCAGCGGCAUGGGCAACGAGACCUACCUCCCGCCCGCGCUGCACUUCCUCCCGCCGGCAUCCACGCACGCGCACGCCAUCCGAGAGGCGCACAUGCUCUUCUUCCCCGCCCUCGACGACCUCUUCCGAAAGUCCAGCGUGCCGCCGUCCGCCGUCGGCGCGCUCGUCGUCAACUGCAGCGGCUUCUGCCCCGCUCCCUCGCUUGCCGCCAUCAUCGCCAACCGCUACCGGAUGCGCGCCGACGUCAAGCUCUUCAACCUGUCAGGCAUGGGCUGCAGCGCCGGCUCCAUCGGCGUGGACGUCGCGGCCGGCCUCCUGCGGGCGCACGCCCUGUCGUACGCCGUGGUCGUCAGCGCCGAGAUCCUCACCGUGGGUUGGUACUGCGGCAAGGACCACGGCAAGCUCCUCCUCAACUGCAACUUCCGCACCGGCUGCUCCGCCGCGCUCCUGACCAACAGCACCACGGCACCGGCGAAGUACCGGCUCGUGAACGUGACGCGCACCAACACGACGGCCAAUGACCUGAGCUACCGCGCCGGGUACCGGGAGGAGGAUGACGAGGGCAUCACCGGCUUCACGCUCGGCCAGGGCGUUGGACGCAUGGUCAGCGAGCUGCUCCGGGCGCACCUCCUCACGCUCAGCCUCUCCAUCCUACCGUGGCGCGAGAAGGCACGCUACGCCGCCAUGCUACUCCUGUCGAUGCGGCGGCGAGGGCAAGAGAAGCUCGCCGGCAGCAGCAUCAGCGGCUCCGGCGCCUCGGCGCCACUGCCGGACUUCCGCGCGGCGGCGGACCACUUCUGCCUGCCGUCGUCGGGGAAGCCGAUGAUACUCCGGCUGGGGAAGGGGCUCGGGCUGGGGGAACGGGACAUGGAUGCGGCGCUGAUGACGUUCCACCGGUUCGGGAACCAGUCGGCGGCGUCGCUGUGGUACCAGCUGGCGUACCUGGAGGCCAAGGGGCGGGUCCGGAAGGGCGACACGGUGUGGCACCUCGGCAUCGGGAGCGGGCUCAAGGCCAACAGCCUCGUGUGGGAGCGCAUCGCCGUCGCCGACGACGUCGCCGCCGGCGGCCGCGACGCGCUGGGGCCGUGGAUGGAGUGCAUCCACCAGUACCCCGUGUGGGAGGAAUAAAUGUACGAGACCGAAGCAGGCAUGCUAAUGCUAGCCUCCUCACGUAUGCGUGCGUGCGUGCGUGCGCCAUGCUGCCAUGUUCGACCAUUCCACAAGCUUGAAUGUUUUUGCUUGCUUCCACCAUUACUCCCAACCAAGUUCAUGUAGUACUAUUUGUGAAGUUCCAUUCAUGAACAAACCCUAUUAUCGAUCGAUC